This is a messenger RNA of Lacerta agilis (Sand lizard), 1199 nucleotides long. Its product is annotated as COUP transcription factor 2-like. Gene Ontology annotation, biological process: anatomical structure development; cell differentiation; regulation of transcription by RNA polymerase II. The record is from RefSeq and is a predicted model, not a curated record. NCBI's taxonomy places the organism in Eukaryota, Metazoa, Chordata, Lepidosauria, Squamata, Lacertidae. Bases 16 to 1161 code for a protein of 381 amino acids. Gene Ontology annotation, molecular function: zinc ion binding; RNA polymerase II cis-regulatory region sequence-specific DNA binding; nuclear receptor activity. The transcript is spliced from 3 exons.
GACCCCUCUCCCAGGAUGGCUCUGGUGGUGACGCCCUGGCAGGAGGAGCUUCCUGGGGGUCCCCCGGGGGUCCCCCCGCAGCUGCCAGCCCCAGCCCCCCAGGAGCCCAGCGGAGGGAGCAGCGGGGAGGGCAAGGCAUCGGCCGUGGACUGUCUGGUGUGUGGGGACAAGGCCAGCGGGAAGCAUUACGGGCAGUUCACCUGCGAGGGCUGCAAGAGCUUCUUUAAACGCUCCGUGCGCCGCAACCUCAGCUACACCUGCCGGGCCAGCCGCCAGUGCCCCGUCGACCAGCACCACCGCAACCAGUGUCAGCACUGCCGCCUCACCAAGUGCCUCAAGGUCGGCAUGCGCCGUGAAGCUGUGCAACGAGGCCGAAUGGCUCCUGCGCAGCCCAGCCCGGGCCAGUACCCCUUUGCCAACGGUGACCCCUACAACUGCCACUCCUACCUGACGGGCUUCAUCUCCCUCCUCCUCCGGGCAGAGCCCUACCCCACUUCCCGCUACGGGGCCCAGUGCCUGCAGCCCAACAACAUCAUGGGCAUCGAGAACAUCUGCGAGCUGGCCGCCCGCCUCCUCUUCAGCGCCAUCGAGUGGGCCAAGAACAUCCCCUUCUUCCCGGACUUCCAGCUGGCCGACCAGGUCUGCCUUCUGCGCAUGACCUGGAGCGAGCUCUUCGUCCUCAACGCCGCCCAGUGCUCCAUGCCGCUCCACGUGGCUCCCCUCCUGGCCGCCGCCGGCCUCCACGCCUCGCCCAUGUCCGCCGACCGCGUGGUGGCCUUCAUGGACCACAUCCGCGUCUUCCAGGAGCAGGUGGAGAAGCUGAAGGCUCUGCACGUCGACUCGGCUGAGUACUCCUGCCUGAAGGCCAUUGUCCUCUUCACCCCAGAUGCGGUGGGGCUGACGGACUUGUGCCACGUGGAGAACGUCCAGGAGAAGUCCCAGUGUGCCUUGGAAGAGUACGUCCGGAACCAGUACCCCAACCAGCCCAGCCGCUUUGGGCGCCUCCUCCUGCGCCUCCCCUCUCUGCGCAUCGUCUCCGCCCCUGUGAUCGAGCAGCUCUUCUUUGUGCGCUUGGUAGGAAAGACCCCCAUCGAGACGCUGAUUCGAGACAUGCUCCUUUCGGGGUCCAGCUUCAACUGGCCCUACAUCUCCAUGCAGUGAAAAUAGCCGGGGGUUGGAGGCCGUGACUGCAGCCUUGU